AUAAUCUUGGGUACCACCAUGGGUUUUGGAAAGCACAUUUCCCAGCAAACCAAAUUCCUAGGUUUUGGCAGGGAUAAGAACAGCGCCACAACUGCAGACAUCAGAAAUGAAGCUGAUGAGAGCAGAGGUCCAUGCCCAGAGCAAGUAAUGCCAAAGCAAAUCCCCACUUUCACAUUCUUAUUUUGAAAACCCUGCGACCCACCCCCCAGCUUUGAGGGUUGCAGCAGUGAGUGCCUACACAAAGGAAGCCACCCUCUGAAAGCCUCUCCCUUGUGGUUCUGGGCACCACAGUUCAUCCUGCUGCCCUGAGAACACACAGCUCACCCACAGCUCAAAGAGCAGAGCUGCCCCAUGUGUCUGGGAAUGGGUCCUCCACAGCUGUGUUCCAAUCCCCCUCAGAUGGUGUUUUUUGGCUACAUGGUGUUCAGCAUAGUGCUUGGGCUCCUGGCUGACCGCUACGGCCGCUGGAAGAUCCUGCUGCUCUCCUUCCUCUGGGCAGCCUAUUUCUCCCUGCUGACCUCGUUUGCCCCAUCCUAUGCCUGGUUUGUGUUCCUGCGGGCCAUGGUGGGAGGCGGUGUGUCGGGCCACGCGCAAGGACUUAUCAUAAAAACGGAAUUUUUGCCCACCAAAUAUCGGGGAUACAUGUUGCCCUUAUCUCAGGUGUUUUGGUUGGCAGGAUCCUUGCUGAUCAUUGGCCUGGCAUCAGUGGUGAACCCAACCAUCGGCUGGCGGUGGUUGAUCAGAAUUGCCUCCAUCCCUGGCAUCCUUCUCAUCCUGGUGUUCAAGUUCAUCCCGGAGUCGGCUCGGUACAACGUGUCCACAGGGAAUGCAGGGGCUGCACUGGCCACACUGCAGAGGAUAGCCAGGAUCAACGGGGCAGCCGUGCCAGAGGGACGCCUGAGGGAGCCUGCCCAGGAAAGAAGGGGAAGAUUCAAGGACCUCAUCCACCCCAAAUACCUCAGAACCACUUUGCAGAUAUGGAUCAUAUGGCUUGGCAUAGCUUUCGCUUAUUACGGCGUUAUCUUGGCCAGUGCUGAGCUGCUGGAGCGGGACCCUGUGUGUGGCUCUGCAGCCCUAGCCCUGCAGGACUCCAGUGAUGACUCUGAGGAGAGCCACAGCCCCUGCCACUGCCACUUCUUUGGGCCUGCUGCCUACCAGAGCAUGAUCAUCAGCACAGCCGGAGAGAUCGCAUUGAAUCCUGUGAACAUUCUCAGCAUCAAUCUCCUUGGAAGACGUCUAAGCCUGUGUAUUACCAUGGGAUGUACAGCUCUAUUUUUUCUUCUCCUUAAUAUCUGCACCUCAAGGGCAGGCAUGGUUGGCUUUCUCUUCAUGCUACGUGCCUUGGUUUCAGCCAACUUCAACACCAUCUACAUUUACACAGCAGAGGUUUAUCCCACCACAAUGCGAGCACUGGGGAUGGGGACAAGUGGGGCAUUGUGCCGUGUGGGAGCAAUGGUGGCUCCUUUUAUAUCACAGGUUCUCAUGAGUGCUUCUUUCUUGGGAGCCCUUUGUCUCUUCUCCUCUGUGUGCAUCAUCUGUGCCAUCUCAGCAGUGACACUGCCCAUUGAGACCAAGGGCAGGGCCCUGCCGGUGGGUACCACACCCCAGGAGCUCCUGUGGCUCCAAAAGCUGUUGGGGACUUGUGAUGAUGCAGCCAGAAUCCAAGCCCAGCUCUCCUGAGGUUUCUCAAGCCUGACAGCCACUCACAGGAAUGUGCUGAAGGAAAAGCAGCUUGAACCACUGCCAUCCCAUUUGCCCAAAGCUUGCUUCUUGUGAAAGAACAAGCCAGGCUGCCUGCCCCAGCCACCUCAUGUCAGUAUGUGAGCUUCAGCUGGUGCAAGCCCCUCUUUACAUCUCUCUCCAAUCCGAACUUGAAGGUGCAGCUUCUCAGGCACAUGCUCUGCUCUACCUUUGCUGCAAGGAGAGAGGACAACAGAUGCACAGAGCACCUAAAGUACCAAAGUAAUUUCUUAAUCAAAUUCAAGGCCCCUUCAUCAGUCCAUCAGCUACACACUUGUAGUCAGUGUUCUCUAUAAAGCAAUUAGCCAAUACACUAAGCCCAAAGACUAAGAGGGAAAGUUUAAAUGUGUAAGUCACAGCAGUUAAAACAGAGGAGGUGGUGAGCAGUCCUGUGAUUCCAAUAAAUUCAUCUACACCAACAUGAAGAUUUUCAUGGCAUGCAGCAGCAUGGCCACACCAGUCUGUGUCUAAUCAAUUUCAA
This is a messenger RNA of Zonotrichia albicollis (white-throated sparrow), 2221 nucleotides long. RefSeq names its product SVOP like (gene SVOPL). Gene Ontology annotation, molecular function: transmembrane transporter activity. The record is from RefSeq and is a predicted model, not a curated record. Gene Ontology annotation, biological process: transmembrane transport. Gene Ontology annotation, cellular component: membrane. NCBI's taxonomy places the organism in Eukaryota, Metazoa, Chordata, Aves, Passeriformes, Passerellidae.